AGAAGAAGCAGAAGGAGAAGAAGAAGAAGAAGAAAAAGAAGAAGAAGACCGUUAGCUUUCCGUCUACUUGUAGUCUGAUUAUCUCUUCUCUGAAUAUGAGUGUUUGCUAUAAAAAUGUCUUCAGUCCAGCUUGAACAAGAGUUUAUCAACGAGCAGUUAACUGCUGCUGAGGAAACAUUCACGGAGAUUAAAGAAAUAAUCGUUAAAGAGGAAGAGAUGGACGGUCAGCACCGACUGCUGGAUUUCUCCCGGACAUCCCAGACCAUUUUACACGGAAAAGAUGAUCUACAGGAUUAUGUUUGGAAAGAGGAGCAGCAGGUCUGCAAGCAGGAGAGUGAUUCCAGUUUGGACCAGGAGGAACCAGAACCUCUGCAGAUAAAAGAGGAGCAGCAGGAACCAGUACAUUCAUGGAUUAAAGAGGAAGUAUUGGAGAUCUGCAUAGGUGAGCAUGGAGAGCAGCUUGAACUGAAGCAGGAGACUGAAGAUACGUUUCUGUUGACUCCUUCACACAAAGAAAAUGACCACAUUGAACCGGAGCCAAUGAGAGGCCAGAUAAUCUCUGAGGACUUCGAUGAAACUGAGAACCAGGAUCAAGAAGGAAACUAUCAGAAAGACUCGGGAGCAAAGCAAGAUAAAGCACCGAAACCAAAUAAGGGAUGUCAGAAAACCAUAAAGCGUAAAAAGUGUGCAAAUUCAAAACCAAAAAGACAUGACAAUUUGUGUUCUUGUAAGAUAUGUGGUGAUUUCUUACCUCAAAAUAGUAACUUGGCUCAGCACUUGAAUUAUCACACAAGUGAGAAGCGUUUUCCAUGUGCAACAUGUGGAAAAAGUUAUAUAAACAAAGGACAUUUAACUGUUCACAUGAGAAUUCACACAGGUGAGAGACCUUUCAAAUGUUUGUCUUGUGAAAAAAGCUUCACUACCAAACCUUUUCUUGAGGCGCAUGUCCGAGUCCACACAGGUGAGAAGCCUUUCUCUUGCGCCAUUUGUGGCAAAAGUUUUACUCAAAAAGGUAAUUUGACUACUCACAUGAGGCUCCAUACAGACGAAAGGCCCUAUUCCUGUGAUACCUGUGAAAAAACCUUCAAAAGAAAAGACUCACUGAAUGAACACAUGAGAGUUCACACGGGUAAGAAGCCAUUUGUGUGCAAGACCUGUGGGAAACACUUUAAUCGACAAUACCUGUUGAUGGUUCACACAAGAAUUCACACUGGUGAUAAGCCCUUCAAAUGUCUGUCCUGUGGAAAACGCUUCACCACAAAACCUGUUCUUGAUGCACAUGGCAGAAUUCACACAGGUGAGAAGCCGUUCUCCUGUAUGAUUUGUGGCAAAGAUUUUACUGACAAAGGUCAUCUGACCAAUCACAUAAAGUGUCACACAGAUGAAAGGCCUUUUCCUUGUAAUACUUGUGGAAAAACAUUCAGAUCCAAACAUUCAUUGAAAGAACAUAUAAGAAUUCAUACCGGUGAGAAGCCCUUUCUGUGUGUGACCUGCGGAAAAAGGUUUAAUCAAAAAAAUCAGCUAAAGGUUCACAUAAGAAGUCAUACGGGCGAGAAGCCGUUUCUGUGUGUGACCUGUGGAAAGGGAUUCAAUCAAAAACACCAGUUAGUUGUUCACACAAGAAGCCAUACGGGUGAGAAGCCCUUUUUGUGCGUGAUCUGUGGGAACGCAUUCAGCGACGGCAGUAGCUUAAAAGCUCACUUCAUGAUGCACACAAAUGAGAAACCUUUGCAAUUUGUGACGUGUGGAAAAAGUUUGAUUAACAAAAGUCAGUUAACGGUUAACAUGAGAACUCGCAAAGAGGGGAGGCUUUUCAAAUGUCAGUUCUGUGGAAAGAACUUCACAAGAAAAUCUGUUUUCGAUGAGCAUGUCAGAAUUCACACGGGUGAGAAGCCUUUCACUUGCAUGAUUUGUGGCAAGGGUUUUACUCAAAAAGGUAAUUUGACUUCUCACAUGGCACAUCACACUGAUGAAAGGCCCUUUUCCUGUAAUUUGUGUGAGAAGACUUUCAAAAGAAAAGAUUCGUUAAAUAAACACAUGAGAGUUCACACAGAUGAGAAGCCACAAGAAUGCACAUAAGAAGCCUUUUUGCUACUGUGGCCUGUGUGAAAAUGUCCAUGUGUCAUUUUAACUGGUAAUCCAAGAGUUGAUCUGAAAACCUUCAACAGAAAAAUUUUAUAUUGUAAACCUCGUAAAAAUGUCCAGCAUCGGAAUUAGAAAAAUGUUUAAAUCUGUCUCUCUCAUUUGAUUUAACAUUUAAAUUCUUGAGUUUCAUCAUUGGCAAAAAGUCAUUUGAAUUAACAGUAAAAAAUUAUUUAGAAAUGCUAAACUUUGAACUUUCUACUUUUUAGUUUCUUUAAAGUGCAAAUAUAGCAACUAAUUUCAAUGCUGCUGCUUUGAUUCUUCGGAUGUUUUCUGUACCUCUAAAAUAUAAAUUUGUGUUCCUCAUAUUUUUGUUUUCUGUGGCUGCUACUCCUUAAAUUGAUCAAACAAUAGGAAAAAAAUGCUUUAAUUUUUAAUAUGGUUUCCUAUGAGUGACAAAAGAUAUUUGGUGGUUUCUCACAUUUUCACACAAUCAAAAAAAAAGUAAUCUAUAUUUUGUUAUGGUAUUAAAGUGGUGAGAUCAUGUUUACGGAAUGUGAUCGCAUUCAUUAUUUUUGUGGUCAAUGUUUGGUAAAUUUAGUUGUUUACUCAAGACAAAGUGAGUUUGAACAUGUUGGUUGGCUGUCAGAAAUAAAUGUGCGACUAUAAAGAAACCUGAACACAGUGUGGAACAGAAAGAAAAACAUGUUUGGUGAUUUACUGGGUGUGGUAUGCUCCCUUUUCUAUUUGGAUGAUCAGUCACAUAAUUAUAUUUUGUGUAUAAAAUAUACGGUUUGGUUGGAGAAAAGGUGAAGAGAGUAAUCCUUAAUUUUAGAAUUGAAGUGGAACAGAAAAGGUUGAGUGAUACAGGAAGGCCAAAAUAUACAGAGUCAUUUUACAAAAGUAAAUGUUUCAGUUUAAAAAAAAAAACAGUCGCCUCCAACGUUACGUGCCUGGUUCUCAGUUUUCACUGAGACAGGAGGACAGCCUUUCGAAUAUUGCACCACAUGAGACACUGUAGACAACUUUCAGGAAAACUUUUGGCUCCACAUUCAACCUGAGAGUCGUCGAUCACAUUUCUGUUCACCUACAAUUGUGAAUGUGGAGUUUUGUGCUUUGAAAAUAAAUUGGUGUAGCUGGA
Poecilia reticulata (guppy) is the source of this 3223-nucleotide messenger RNA. RefSeq lists its product as uncharacterized. Gene Ontology annotation, cellular component: nucleus. Gene Ontology annotation, biological process: embryo development; regulation of transcription by RNA polymerase II. The record is from RefSeq and is a predicted model, not a curated record. Gene Ontology annotation, molecular function: DNA-binding transcription factor activity, RNA polymerase II-specific; RNA polymerase II transcription regulatory region sequence-specific DNA binding. NCBI's taxonomy places the organism in Eukaryota, Metazoa, Chordata, Actinopteri, Cyprinodontiformes, Poeciliidae.